Messenger RNA from Larimichthys crocea (large yellow croaker), 5631 nucleotides. It is a transcript of the gene cgnl1, whose product is annotated as cingulin-like 1. The transcript is spliced from 19 exons. The record is from RefSeq and is a predicted model, not a curated record. Gene Ontology annotation, biological process: protein localization to cell-cell junction. The coding region runs from base 276 to 4235 and encodes 1319 amino acids. Gene Ontology annotation, cellular component: bicellular tight junction; myosin complex. NCBI's taxonomy places the organism in Eukaryota, Metazoa, Chordata, Actinopteri, Sciaenidae.
GUUGUGCGCUUGUUUCAGUAGGCGGAGCGGCCCGGAGGGUCGGACGUCCUUCUGGAAACCUGCUCUCUGUCUUAGAAAACAACACAGGAUUAAAAAAAAAGUUAGCAAGGCAGUGGUGUGGGCACUUUGCUCAGCCGUCUAUCUGCUUGUAUAAAAUAUAUAUUUUCUCCUACACAAACGUUUGUAAUCUGCGAUAACUGAACAAGAGCGACAAACGACGCCGAGGUGGGCCACCUGAUCCAGGGAGAGGGAUUUUUUUUCCUCCUGCAUUCCUGAUGGAGUCGUACAGAGUGACUGGCAUUCCUAACAGCGGACCACAGCGGGGCCACACUCAGCCGUCCCGCCCCUCCAGGCCCCACAGUAAUGGAGCCGGUACAUACGGCCUCAGCAUCCGUGUCCAGGGUAUAGAUGGACACCCAUACGUCGUUCUCAACAACCAGGACAGGACUCCUCAAUCCUAUAUCGACCCUAACACUAACGGGUACAUCGACACAGAGGGCUCUUUUAUCGAGAACUACGAGGAGUAUGAUUUCAGGGGAGGAAAGGAGGCUGGAUCCAACAGCCCCUUCAUGGAGUACAGGUCUCAGAAGAUGAUGCAUUACACUGGUCCUCAAAAUGGCAUUGCAGAUUCACAUGGAAAGAAGUCAUCCACCCUUCUGAACUUUCAGAAGCAUCCUGAGAUACUGCAGCCGUAUGAUCCGGACACCAACUCCCUGAACAUCGAUGGUUUCCAUAGUCUGCCUUCAAGGCCUUUGCCUCUGGCUGGCACUGGGAACCAACAGCAGAGUUCCUCCUCCAAAUCUGCUGUGGCUACAUCGUCUCACGUUAAGUCAUCAAGCCCUGACUGGAAUACAGCUCCUGCACAGCGAGAGAAAAAGCAACUUCCAUCCCAGAGUGAGACAGCCAUUCCUAAGCCAAAGUCUCAGUCUUUGCCUCCAGCCCAGCACCCUCAGCCUCAGACCAAGACACAAUCACAAGUGGCUCAGCCGCAGUCCAAACCUCGUCUCACCAGCCUAAAUCCACCUCAGUCCAAGCCAGUCUCUAAAACCCAGCACCAACCAGUGCCUCCAGCCCAGCCUCAGGCCUCAACCGUCUCGAGUCCCACGAGUGAGCAGAGCAAGACAUCAUGCAGAUCCCCCAGCUCUAUGAGCAGUGCCAGCUCCAGCCUGGAGCGCACCCACCGUGAGCCCGAUGUCCUUCCUCUACGCAGGACUGAUUCCAGCGGACCAGUACUCCAGUCCUCUUCCCGCUCACGCCACUCUUCUUCAUCUUCCACCUCUAAGACUCUGGCAGACGAACAGAUGGACGCACUGUACGCAGACACCAUCAACCGACACGAGAACCGCCGCUACAUCCCUUUCCUCCCCGGUUCAGGCAGAGACAUUGACACGGGCUCCAUUCCUGGUGUCGAUGAGCUCAUUGAGAAGUUUGAUGGCAAAGAUGGCAGCCACCAGCGCAGGGGCAGGGCAGGUCGCAGGAACCGGAUCAAUCCAGAAGACAGGAAGCGCUCACGCAGUGUGGACAGUGCCUACGGCCUGCGAGGUGGCUCUAGCUUCAUGGACGAGUUUAUCCCCCAGCGAGGCACAUCAAUGGAGCAUGUCCUACGGCCCUCGCAGCUACGGCUGCAGAAAACAGCCGGCAGUCACGACUCCUGGGUCACGGCCUUAGAUGGUAAGAGUGACUCCAUGGCUUUGUCUCGUGCCACCAGCGCGCCUGGCUCACCCCAGAGUACCAUCUCUAAAGGUGUGGGCUCCAUACAGGGUUAUAAGAAGCCACAGACUCACUCCUCCUCACUAUCAUUAAAGAGUAAAGAUAGCGUGGAUGGUGCCUCUUCAGCUGGAAAAGUUUCGACAACAUCACUGUCAACAUCACUAUCUAAAUCUUCUUCCACUGCAGACAAAAAGCCCAGCACAGAGGCAGAUGUUCAGGCGACACCUGAUCUACUGAAAGGUCAACAGGAGCUUUCACAACAAACACAUGAAGAGACAGCUAAACAAAUUUUGUUCAGUUACCUUAAGGAUGGAAGCAACGACAGUGAUGAGACGACAAAGAGAAAGGUCAACCUCGUCUUUGAGAAGAUACAGACCUUGAAGUCUCGGGCCACGGCGAGUUCACAAGGCGAAAACAAAUCCCUGGACUUUGCUGCACAGGCCAAAGCUCUGCAGGAGCAAAAUGCUGAACUGGAGAAAAAAAUGGCUGAACUGAAGAGACAACUUGAGAACAACCAGGCUGACAAGAGGACCGUGGCAGGUUUGAAAGAGCUGCAGCAGGAGCUGGAGCGGAUUGCAGAGGAGUGCAAGCGUCUGAAGGAAAAACUAGUCAAAACGGAGGCCGAGCUUCAGUCCACAGUGGAAGAGCUGUUCCAGGUGAAGAUGGAGAGAGAGCAAUACCAGACGGAGAUCAGAGACCUGCAGGACCAGCUGUCUGAGAUGCAUGACGAGCUUGACUCGGCCAAGAAGUCAACCUCUGAUGGAGAGAAAGACAUCAUUAUGGCGGACAUGAUGCAGCUGAAACUGGAGAUGCAGGAAGUUCUCCUGGCCAAGGAGGAGCACGAGGAGGUGCUCAGGAGGCGAGAGAGGGAGCUGACAGCUCUGAAAGGAGCCCUGAAGGAGGAAGUGGCCGUUCAUGAUCAGGAGGUGGACAAGAUGAGGGAGCAGUAUGAGAAGGAAAUAAGCAAGCUGCAGGCGUCUUUGGAGGAGGCAAAGCAGAGCAGCGCAGUGGUGGUCCGUGAGAAGGCUGAAGUUGAGGCAGCCAAGGGUGCAGUGGAGGGCCAAGCAGGACGGCUGACCCAAGAGGCAGAGCGACUGCGCAGGCGGGCGCAAGAGCUGGAAAAUGAGGUGGCCAAACUCAACCGCAUCAUCGAUGAGGCCAAGCUACAGGAGAGCAGGCUGGGGGACAGAGUUGGUCGACUGGAGAGAGAGAAAAAGCAACUGGAAGAAUCUUUGGCUGAAAUUAAAGAGCAAGAAGAAGAAAUGUCACGUGCCAAUCGAGCGUUGACCAUUCGGUUGGAGGAUGUGCAGAGGAACUUGACCAAACUGAGCAUUGAACACAAGGACUUGGAAGAGAGGUUACAAGAGGAGAGGACACAGAAGGAGCAGUUCAAGAACAUGAAGAACGACAUAGAGGAUGAGAGGAGGUUGCUGGACCGUACGGUGGAGAAACUCCAGAGAGAGAUGAACGAUAUUGUGGAUGCAUCCCAGUCGUCCACCAGGGAGCUGCAGGAGCAGAUUGACAUUUAUAAAGAGAAGAACCGUCGGGAGCUGACGGAGCUGCAGAGACUUUUAAAGGAGCGAGGACAGGAGCUGGAGAAGUACCUACUCGCUACCAAAACCCUGCAAGAAGAGUUGUCACGCCAGGAGGAGGACCUGCGGCGGUGUCAGAGGGAACGAGACGAGGCUUUGCUCAGGGAACAGACGCUGGAGAAACAGGUCCAUGAUCUUGAGGUGGCAGCUGAGACAAAGGCCCACACUAAAGAAGACAAAGCUCGACACAUCAAACUCAUGGAGGACAGGAUUACUCAGCUGGAGUUGGACCUGGAUGAGGAGCGUCAGAGCGGAGACCAGCUGAUGGACAGGAUAGACCGAGGAAGAGAUCAGGUGGAGCAGAUGAGGAAUGAACUCCUGCAGGAGAGGGCUAGCAGACAGGACCUGGAGUGUGACAAGAUGGCUCUGGAGAGACAGAAUAAAGACCUGAAGAGCAGAGUGUCUCAUCUAGAGGGCUCCCAGAAGUCCAACAAAGAGGGCCUGGUAGCCCAGCUGGAGGAACGCAUACAGGAGCUGGAGGAGAGGCUGGAGGGGGAGGAAAGGGAGCGUGCCAACCUGCAGCUGGUGAACCGCAGGCUAGAGAGGAAGGUAAAAGAGAUGAUGAUGCAAGGUGAAGAAGAACAUAACUCACUGCAAGAUCAAAAGGACCAAUUGAAUCUGCGUCUGAAGGCCUUGAAGCGGCAGAUGGAUGAGGCUGAGGAGGAGAUCGACCGACUAGAGCACAGCAAGAAGAAGCUACAGAGAGACCUGGAUGAGCAACAGGAGGCCAACGAGCAGCUCCAGAGCCAGCUCAAAGCUCUGCGAAAUGAGAUGAGGCGUAAGAGCAACUCUGCUCCGCUGCUUAACAGUCUGCAUGACGAUGACGACGAUGACGAUGACAUCAGCACUGAUGGGGAGACGUACUUCAGCUCAUCAUCGGGUUACAAGCGCUCCUCGAGUCAGGAUAACAUCUUGUCCACCUUCUCUAUGUAAACAAACCAUAAAGGUUGAGCAUAGCUGCUGUAUAUUCAUCACUGUCGGACCAAACGGCUGAAGAUCUGUGUGAACAAAACUGUAGACAUUACACCGAAGCAUCUGUGUCAAUAUUAUUUCCAGAGACUUUCCAGCUAAUAUUCAGAUCAUUUAAAAUGUUUGGGUUUUUUUGUGCAAAUAUCCACACUUCAUAUCUCCAGGAUAAUAAUUCUGGGUACAAUCUCAAUGUCCAUAAAUUCACUCAGUAUUAUUUGAGCAGCUCUGAGAUCAAUGAUGACAUUUUUGAUGAUUUAGUCCGUCCCGUAGAAAUGUAUAUACUGUUUUAAUCUAGUGAUUUUACAUUCCCACAUUUAGUCUUGUGUAAAUUUGUCAGUGCUAUUCUGAGUGGAUUACACAUGCUUGUCAAUGAUUAUUCUAGCGUUAGUAAACUUGAAAACGCACUCUUUAAUGCACUGUAAAACAACACCUUUGAGUACUGCCUUUGUGAACAGUGUGAAGUUAUUAACACUUACUUUUUUAUGCUUAUCGUAUAUGUUAAAUUUACAUACAGUAUCUGAAUAUUAAUUUUUGUAUCAUGCAGUCAAAUAAAAUAUAUUUUCCUUUUUUUGUUUUUAUUUUUAAAGAAUGAAGAUCAAAUUCGAAUAUAUGAAGUGAGGAUGACAGAAUCUUUUUUUUUUUAUUUAUUCAUAUACAAAAUCCUGACUCAGUGACGGGUUUAGGGAACAGUAAAUGAGGGACUUUGUGCACACAUUCAUUUUAUACAGUUUUAUAUGGUCUGACUACAUAAUAUAGAUCCAUUAAAAUGUUAUCAACAGGCAUUCAUUGUCAGUUUAUCACACAUGUUACUCCAAACAUUAAUCACACCACAGUAUUACUGAUAAAUCUACUGGGAAAGGGUGCUGCAUACAAUCAUUUGAAUCUCAAUCUUUCUUUUUUCAUUUUUCUUUUCUGAGAUUAUUGAUUACUGAAGACAAUUAUUAUACUGCAAACACUUGUUUUUAUCUUCAAACUGUGGUGUUUUUUUUGUUGUUGUUUUUUUUUCCCAAUGUUGAUACCGAACAUGUCUUUUUAAUAAACCUUGUUCAUGUGUGUUUGAAUCAUGUCACCAUGUACAGUACAUACUAUGGCCUUGUAAAUGCCUGUAAAAGAAUGUGUGGAUCUUACCUUGAACCGAAUGAGGGAAUUUCUUCACAUGGGAUAAACUGACAAUUGAUGAUGUUUUUGCUACACUGUGAUUAUUUGCACUCUCUGUUGACUCUGUGCUGAAUAUGCCCAAGUCUGACGCCUGUUGAGGGAGAGUGGAUUGAGACAAAUUCCUGCCACUACCUCUCUGUACACAUUUAUAUGUUCAUAAAUCCUGCUGAGACUAAAAUAAAGUUACUUCCAGUUAUUCUCA